AGUAUUGUUCCUCGAAACACUGAGGUCACUCCCUUCACUGAGAUUGUCAGCUCGUGGUGCCUCGCUCACCCUGUCUUGGCGAGUGAUCCAGCAAACGUUUCUGUGGGAAGAUUUACUGAACGCCAUUCUUGAGUAUCUUAGUGAACCACCUGUCGCAGUAGCAGCAGCGUCGUGUCGUGGCCAUGUCGCACACGCGGUCGAACGUGCCCCACCACCCUCUAGUGGAGGAAGAGUCAUCACCCUUCCCGGGGAUGUCACCUGUGGAAUCCCCAGAAAAUGGUUCCCCUGUCCGUGGGAUGUCCCCUGAUCGUCUCCUGGUCAACCUGGACAUGGAGUCUUUCACUAACCCCCACGACCCAGCCCUCAACCUGCUGGAGGUCCCCGAUACCAACUGGACCCGCGGCUCACAGGGCUCGCGGUCCUCCUCCCUCGCCUCCUCCACCUGUGACAUGAGCGCCAACCUCUACGACACCGGCGGCAGCAACAGCGCCUCCAAGGGACUCAAUGCUCGGCUGGCGUUUGCCAUCUCGGCUGCUGCCUUUGGCUCAGCCUUCCAACAUGGCUUCAACCUUGGAGUGAUCAAUGCUCCGUUAAAUAUCAUACGUCAUUGGAUGAAUGUGACCAACAAUGAACGCAGUGGAGAAUAUUUCACUGAGACGGAACAGACCAUGGUAAUUUCCAUCAUGGUGUCAAUCUACUGUGUUGGCGGCAUGAUUGGUGGUGCUCUCACGGGCUUCUUUGCUGAGCGGUUUGGCCGUAAGGGAGGCCUCCUCUUGAACAACAUCUUUGCUCUCGUGGCAGCCGUGCUGUUUGGGUUCAGCAAAAUGGCCAACUCUUACGAGAUGCUUAUAAUUGGCCGCUUUGUGAUUGGCAUCAACAAUGGUCUUAACGCUGGCCUCUGUCCUAUGUACUUGUCUGAAAUUGCUCCAGUCAACCUGAGAGGGGCAAUAGGUACAGCUUACCAGCUGGUCCUCACUAUUUCUAUUUUGUUCUCACAGAUCAUGGGUUUGGACACCAUCUUGGGCACAGACGACCUAUGGCCCAUCUUACUGGCUCUCACUGGCCUGCCAGCCAUCUUUCAGUUGGCAGCAUUGCCAGUUUGCCCAGAAUCACCAAAGUUCCUCCUAAUCACCAAAGAUGAACCUGUAACUGCUCAGAGGGCACUGACAUGGCUCCGGGACACCACAAAUGUACAAGACGAGAUGGGAGAGAUGCGCAACGAGGCAGAAGCCUCCAAACUGGUGCCAUCUGUGUCCUUGCGUGAAAUUCUGACCAACCCAACCCUCCGCAUCCCUCUUGUAAUCUCCAUGAUGAUGAUGAUCGCCCAGCAGUUGUCUGGAAUUAAUGCUGUCAUCUUCUUCUCAACUGACAUAUACAAGUCUGCCGGUCUUAGUUCUGAAGCUGCCUUGAAUGCCACCAUCGCUAUGGGUACGAUGAACGUACUCAUGACAUUUGCCUCCCUCGUCAUGGUGGAAAAGUUUGGCCGCAAGACUCUCAUGUUGGCUGGUCUGAGUGGAAUGCUUGUUGAUGUGUUCCUUCUCUUCAUCUGCCUCCUCUUGAAGGAUGUUGUCCCCUGGAUCAGCUACUUCUCCAUAUUCCUUGUGAUCUUCUUUGUGGUGAUGUUUGCAACUGGUCCUGGAUCCAUCCCAUGGUUCUUCGUCACUGAGCUCUUUGCCCAGAAUGCUCGUCCCACUGCUUCAUCCAUCGCUGUUGCAAUUAACUGGACAGCAGCCUUCUUAGUUGGACUUGGAUUCUUACCACUUCAUGAACUGGCGGGUCCCUAUGUGUUCCUGAUCUUUGUGGUGCUUUUGAUCGGCUUCAUCCUCUUCACCUGGUUUAAGGUGCCCGAGACUAAAGGCCGAACCAUUGACGAGAUUACCGCAGUCUUCAAACAAACAGCGUAUGGAGCCAACAGUGUCUGAAGCUGUGGAAAGCUCCUCACCUAAUUAUAACAUACCAAAUCCUACACUAAAUGACACUUAGGAUAGGCACACAAAAUAUGUAUAUACAUACAGUACAGUAGAUAUCUGCAGGUUGUACAUGUGCUGCAUUGUGAACUUAUACUGUAUGAAGGUGUACAGUGAAAAGCAUUUUUAAGCACUGCUUUAUGUGCGGUGUUGGAAGUUGUGUCCGAGUCAAAAUGUUACAUGGUUUGUCUCCUUGAACUGGCAUAGUACAGUAUUGUACUCCUUCAUGAGGGAUAUGAAGAGAAAGAAAUUAUUUUACCAGCCAGGUUAUAAAUAUGCUGUAAGCAACUCAACAGGGAACAUUAGAUGUGUUUCUUCAUCUAGGAAUUACAGGUGUACCCCAAAAACCGAUGUCCUGUUGAUAGCUGAUUCGUAUAACCGAUGAGUACAUAAAGGGGAAAUACCCCACAAGUCUUUUUGAUAGCCAGACAUCCGACGAUCAGGAGAGGAAUGGCAGAGCCGUUUUGAGUUUGACGGGUGGUGGCGUGAUGCAAAUUCUUGCCACCUGAGAGCUCUGCACACUUCCCUGACUCAUUCCUGCCAUCUUUGCUCUUGUUUACACUUACUACCGGGUAUGUGUCUGUGUAUUUUCGUUAUUUCUGACUUAGUGUGUUACUCAACCAUGCAUAAGUGUCCCAGUGAUAGUUCCUCUUGUGCUGGGCAGCUUGAUGUGAUGUUAUAAAGAGUGGUGAUGGAGCAACAAAGAGUGGUAAACUUUAAUGUGCAACCUUAGACUGUCCUCAACACAGGUAACAGUUUAUGUUUUAGUGCUUAUUGUGCUUGCUUUAUAUUCUUGGUUGACAGUGAGCAGUACAGAUAUAUCAAGGGUAAUAUGGGAGUUUUGGGAGGGUGGCCGGUCCUUAACCCCCUGAAUUUGUUAUGUUCUUAUGGGAUUAAUUGUUUCAAUAACCGUUGAUUCAUUGACCAAUGACUUUACCCGGUCCCUAUAAGCAUCAGUUAUCGGGGUACACCUGUAUCUUAUAAUUCUUCAAGGCCGAUACUGUAUAAAAUAUAUUAUCAUUAAAUUUGAUACAUAAUUAAAUGUUGUGAUGCCAUGCCAUAAUAACUAAACAAGUUGUUGAGCAAAUGGUCCAAGAAGGAGCCAGUUAUGUGCUGUAAUGUCAUUUUAUUCAUGUUCACAAAAGAUAUUGAUGUCUGCUUCCAUUUCUGUAUGGUGAACAUAUUUUCUGCUUUAUAUAUAUAUAUAUAUAUAUAUAUAUAUAUAUAUAUAUAUAUAUAUAUAUAUAUAUAUAUAUAUAUAUAUAUAUAUAUAUAUAUAUAUAUAUAUAUAUAUAUAUAUAUAUAUAUAUUGAAUAUGAUGUUGAACAUAUGUUGAAAAUACAAAGUUGUGAAGAGAUAGUUGGACAUUUUGACACAGUACAGUCAUUACCGGAGCUUCCUUCCUAAAGUGUGUGAUAUGGGAAGAUGUAUGCUUUAUGUCAUAGGAUUAAUGCAAUAUUUUGCAGCUUUGAUGAAAUUUUUUCAAGUAAAUUUUUUUUUCUGUGGCUGCAUUGUCUGUGAUGUUACUAUGAAAUGUUGCAGAGUAUAAUGGGAGGCCAGCUCGUCCUAGAACAGUAUGGACAAAUGAAACCAGUUCAAUUAUAUUUUUGUAAUGAUCCCAUUUGCCAAAUACUGUACAGUACAUGUGUACUGCAUGUCAGGUGUAUUGCCUAUGCAGUACUGUUUUGACACUACUGCAUACAACAGUGAUAUGUAAAGUACAAUUGUAUGAACAACAGUAGUAAUUUUUUUGUCAGGAAUACAGUAUUUUCUCAAAGGACAUUGGUGGUAAGAACUGGAGGUAGAUAUACAGUACGGUACAGUGAGUGAUGCACAACAAAGGUGACGAAACAAGUUGGUUAAACUGUGAAAGUAAUUUGUACACACACACACACACACACACACACACACACACACACACACACACUGUACACCAUAGUUUUUGCAAAAUUUAAUAACCACUUAUAAUGUAUUGUACAGUAAUAUAUUAAAUUUAAAAAAAUCAUUUUUACAGUAAUGGGCAGUUUUAAUCUGCAAAAUAUUACUCAAGUUCCCACUGCAGGUACAGCAUUAACUAAUAAUCCUCAAAUUUUCUCAGAACAUGACAUUUAUGAUAGUUAUUGUUUCACCAAAAUUAUAUAAAUAGUUUUAGAAUCUGUCAUCUACAGCAGCUACAAAAGAAAACAUUUUAAUCUGGUGUUGAGCAAAUCUCAUUAUUAAUAUUGUACCAAAUAAGUGUCAUGUAAGAUUACAGUGCUACUACUGUACCAUUUAGCAAGUAGGCAACAAAUACAGUACUGUAAUAUGAUCUGACAUUAGAGGAAGGCAACCUCAGUUAUCAGUGGGUGUUACAGGGAUCACCACAAGCAUGUGGGGCUGCCAUCAUUCUGCCAUGAUUCAAUUUUUGGUGCCAUAGUAAAAUUUUCAUUUACCAUAAUUCAAAAUUGGCAAGUCAGUGAAAAAUUACUCAUAUAUUUAAUGCAUUUUUCAGUUUUCCUGGUGACAGCAAAUGGUAUUACUUCUUAUACAGUAAUGUACUGAUAUCUGAGGUACCAGCUGUCAUGUCGGUGUAUUAAGCAGUAACACUGUUUCCACACUUAAUUUUCUUCUGUGGUGAUUCCUGGUGUUGUAUAUCAGUGUCCACAUUUUGUGACAAUGUGGUUUAGAUUUUUCAAGUCAUUAGAAAUCUCCAGUAAGUGUUCUUAACAUCUGUGUUUCAGAGAUAAUGAAUGGAGCCUUAAGGCUAAUCAUAAUGAAAUUUAGUUUAAUUUCUAGAUAUUCAUUCCUGUUUCCGUCUAGUCAAGUGUAUUUACAGCCGGAAUAUGUCCUUUAACAUAUAGUAAUUUAUGUUAAGAUUCAUAAACUCAUAAGAAUGUAAUUUUCACAUCAUUAUCAUCAUAUCUCACUCACAGGAAGGAGUAACACAAUACAGGGGGUCCCCGGGUUAUGAACGGGUUCUAUUCCCGAGGACAUUCUUAAAUCGGAUUCAUAUGUAAGUCAGAACACAUGCUACGUGCAAACUGUAUUUACAGAACAAUGUUUAAAAUCGCACUAUAUCAUACCCUAAGUCCUUAUAUACAUCUAAAUUCACUUUAUUUAAGACAAAAGAAGAAAUAGAAUGACAAAAUACAGUAAAUGAAAGUAAAAAAUAAAUCAUCAGGUAAAUAAAAUACUGUAAAUUUCAAGUUUAACCCUGUUCGUAUCAGCGAGCGUUAGUAAGUUUGGGACUCCCAAGUAUACUACAGUACAUAUAUAUCAUCAUCAUCAGUGUUCAUGAUCAAGAAUAUAUUAACAACUUCCUCACUUUCCAAGCUAAACAAAAUGUGACCUUUAAGUUACAGUAAAUGUCUUUUUUUCUGAGCAAAGGAAAAACCUUCAGAAUGUACUUUCCUACAUCCCAUCCAGUCAAUGCAAGAGGCUCAACAUUCACCAGGAUGUCUGGAAAAGAGGACCAUCCAAGGAACAUUUCAAAAUGUCUCGGCAAAACAGAACCAGUAGUUUGUGAAAAAUUAAACUCACAAAGAGAAAGACAAUGAUGAUGAAUGGCCAACCAUAGUAAUAAUCUGUGUACGUAGAUGGGCUUAACACAUGCAGUAUCUGACUUUUGGUUCCACAAAUUUACUUAUGGUUACAAGUGUAUAAUAUUGAGUUUACAAUUUUCAUGUACUGUAUUGUACAUUACAUAAUGGACAUUACAGACAAAACCAAUGAUGGUGCAGACUAUUAUGGGCAGUUGUUGUUGCAUACAGAGAUGAGGUUCUUGUGUGAUAUCCAAGUUAAGUGUUGUCUGUAAAUUAAGGUUUCAGAGGAAACUCUCAUUUCUGUCCAUUUUGGGCUAUCUAUAUUUAUUACCACAGACAUUUUUUUAUAGUACAAAUAACAGCAUGCACUUAUGAUCAAGAAUAGCCAAGAGUAAGCUUGCCGUGUUUUGGAAUUAAUAAGUCAGCUACCAUGUACAGUAGCUAAAAAAAUUAUCUGUGUAUACUCUGUGUGAAACAAUAUGAGACCAUGGAUGAUAGAUACUGGGAUAUCAUGUCAUCUCCUUAUACUAUGUGAUAGUAAUCACUUAAACAUUUAUUUUAUUCUUAUACGCCAACUCACCACCUGUAUUGGAUACGGAAUGUCAGUGGGUGAAGACAUGCAUACCAACCCUCCCGAAACAUCACGAGUUUAACGUAUAAUUUUGGAAGUCAUCGGACCCAACCUGUCAGAUACUAUUUUUUUAGCUACUGUACAUUGUAUGUAGAUUAAUAACUGGUGGACAUGUCACUAUAGCUUUGGUUAUUCCAUCAUAAUCUUACCAACAGUUAUUAUUGUGUACUUUUAAAGUUUAUAAUUGUAUUAAUUGCACAAAGCUACUUUAUAUCACGAUUGCAAUAUUACUGAUGUUAUCAAAUACAGUACUUUUAUUAGGAUGAACGGAAGAAGGAAUUUUGUUAUGCCAUUAGGAAUUUGAAAGGAAUACAGGGUACAACAAACCGUGUUGUAUCUUGUAACACAUCUAGCACAUGCAACUUUAUUAUAAAUAAAUUCAGCAUUUGUAAAUAUUCAUUAUAAUUAGUUACACAUUCAUACAUUGUUUUCAAGUUAAGAUUAUCUUUCUUUGGUAAUAAUAAGUCCUAAUUUAAAUUGGAAGAUGCCUGCCAUUAAAAGGAAAUGCAUAUCAUAACUGUAUAACUGGAGUCAUCCAUAGUCACUCUUGAAACACUCAUGUUCCUUCUAUGACAGUACAGCAGUGUUAAUUUUUUACAUUAUUAGUUACUUUUUCAAAAGAUGGUGAUAACUGCAAUGUUAUCUAAGUUCUCAGUUAAUGCACCUUAUGUUGGAACCCCCUGAGGACAAUAAUUAUUGUUAUAAAUAUUGCAGUUAUUAACAUUUUGAUUUCUUUCUUGUACAAUAUAGUACUGUACUAAGUUUUAUUAGAAUAUAAAGAAUUGAAUGACCUGUACCAAUUGGAAACAAGAAAUGAAAAAUAUCAUUAUCAUCACCUCAUCAUUUCAUUGUGAAAAAUGUCAUGAUCAAAACAAUAUUUUUUUGAUAGAGGGCAUGUUUUAGUUAUGAUAAUAUAUGGUAGGUGUUGUGUGCAUGUACACGACACUGCAAUCGUGUACAAUAAUUGGAAAUACAGUACCGUUGAACAA
Molecule: messenger RNA, 7108 nt
Organism: Homarus americanus (American lobster)
Lineage: Eukaryota; Metazoa; Arthropoda; Malacostraca; Decapoda; Nephropidae
Product: solute carrier family 2, facilitated glucose transporter member 1-like
Exons: 8
Coding region: 183-1922 (579 amino acids)
Biological process (GO): monosaccharide transmembrane transport
Cellular component (GO): membrane
Molecular function (GO): hexose transmembrane transporter activity
Source: RefSeq, a predicted model, not a curated record